AUGGCUAAUUCAUUUCAAUAUGAAUGUUGCCAAACGGAGUUUUUCAUUCACAUUCUUGUGAUUGUAUUGCUCGUGGCUUUCGCCGGCAUGAUGUCGGGGCUCACUUUGGGACUCAUGUCUCUCAGCCUUGUUGAUCUUGAAGUUCUUGCCAAAUCAGGCACUCCCAAGGACAAAAAAUAUGCCGCAAAGAUAUUGCCAGUGGUCAAGAAUCAGCAUUUAUUGCUUUGUACCCUGCUCAUCUGCAAUGCUGCUGCAAUGGAGGCGCUUCCUAUUUUUCUUGAUGGUCUAAUUACAGCUUGGGGAGCUAUCCUGAUAUCUGUGACAUUAAUUCUUCUGUUUGGUGAGCUCAGCUAAUUAAAGGAUAUGUCAAAUUGGAGGGACAGUUUAAAAAAGAGCAAGGAAUCAUUUUACGAGGAUAGGCGGUUAUGCAUAUAGCUCAACUGUCAGGAUUGAUGGCAACACAUUACCAGUUUCCAGAAUUCUAAUUUCUUCCUACAAAAAGACUUUUUUUUUUCUUUUAUUCUCUUUUUGAUUUCUUUUUUUAUUGGUUUGACCUAGGUCCUGACAUCAUUAUUUCGGAAAUUCUACUUGAGAGUGUAACCCAAA
Molecule: messenger RNA, 606 nt
Organism: Olea europaea var. sylvestris
Lineage: Eukaryota; Viridiplantae; Streptophyta; Magnoliopsida; Lamiales; Oleaceae
Product: DUF21 domain-containing protein At2g14520-like
Exons: 5
Coding region: 1-354 (117 amino acids)
Biological process (GO): magnesium ion homeostasis
Cellular component (GO): intracellular membrane-bounded organelle
Source: RefSeq, a predicted model, not a curated record